Cladophialophora yegresii CBS 114405 is the source of this 774-nucleotide messenger RNA. RefSeq lists its product as uncharacterized. The transcript has a single exon. NCBI's taxonomy places the organism in Eukaryota, Fungi, Ascomycota, Eurotiomycetes, Chaetothyriales, Herpotrichiellaceae. Bases 1 to 774 code for a protein of 257 amino acids. The record is from RefSeq and is a predicted model, not a curated record.
AUGGUGAGGAGCCCAACCGAACUCUGCGCAUUGGACGAGAAUCUCGAGAAGCACGAGAUUCCGCAGAGGCUUGCCUUCGAGGUUGAAGUCCAACGAUGCAUGGCCAAAUACCAUGAUUCCCUCGUUGGGGAAGCUGAGUAUCGUGUAUACGAGACGCUUGUCCAGAUGUGUGAACAAGAGUUGAACAGUGUGGCUGAUCGAUACCGCAGCUCCAUGGACGCCUACCUUACCCUCCAUCUCCAAACCACACAGCUCCACCUAUAUACGCUGGCCAUACUCAGAAUGAAAUCAGGACUAGGAAAGACAGGACAACCCGAUACCCGAGAUCACGUCAGCAGAUACCAGAAGCUCGGCAUGCUAGCCGCUCAUCGUGUCAUUGACACCUAUUGCGACAAUAUACGAUUUCCGGAUACGCGUCUGAUCGAUGUUCAUCGUGCUCUUCCUAACCAAACUUUAGUCAGCGUCCUGCAUGCGACGUUCUUUCUUCUCAGAUACUUCGUCCUCAAUCUUGCCUGCGAAGGUGAUAUCAAAGCCGAGUCUACGAGCAAAGUGCUCAUGGUCCAUGCUAAGCUCAAAGAGCACACCUCACAUCAGUUUGCAGAGCCCGGUCGAGCAGCUGCUGUGAUCGAGGUCCUCUGGCGACAUGGUGAAGAACAAGUCUCAGAUACCAGCGAGGACAUUGAUGACCGCGGUGACGCGUCACUUUCCUGGAGCGCUCUCAUUGCGGCGGCGAAUCUUCGUAGAAAGCGGAAUCUCAAGGCUGUCUGGCUGUAA